Molecule: messenger RNA, 3939 nt
Organism: Exophiala bonariae
Lineage: Eukaryota; Fungi; Ascomycota; Eurotiomycetes; Chaetothyriales; Herpotrichiellaceae
Exons: 1
Coding region: 1-3939 (1312 amino acids)
Biological process (GO): exocytosis; Golgi to plasma membrane transport
Cellular component (GO): exocyst
Source: RefSeq, a predicted model, not a curated record
AUGAGUGGUAACCCCUACGCCGUCAACGGCGGUGGUCGACCCCCGAACAACAACUCCAAUCCCUAUGCCACCACCAGCAGUACCUCCAGUUCGAACCCCUAUGCUGCUACAAACACUUCAUCCUCCAUCCCCAGUGGUCGCUUUGCCGACCCCUACCUUUCAAACCAGAACAAUGCCUCCUCCGCCUCCGUGAACAGUUUCGGUUCCCAGGAACGCAGGCUGCGUCCGAAUCCCUACGAACAGCGCGACAGGGACUCUCCAGGACCACCAUCUUCCUCCGGAAGGUCAGGUUCUGGCUCUGUGAGUGGGAGCGCAGGUGGAGGCGGUGGCGGCUAUGGUGGUCUUCCACCUCCACGGGCCAGAUAUCAAGAUGCCCCUCCACCGCCGCGGAAUGAAUACAACUCGAGUCGUGACAGGGAGCCGCAAAACUAUGAACAGCGACAGCAGCCACUAUCACGACAACAACCACCUCCAUUGCAGCAGCAGCAGCAACAGCCGCGGCCUCCAACACGGGAGAGAGAAAGAGCAUACAACGACCCGGGAAUGCGUGAAGUCCGAGAAAAUCGAGCCCCUAUGCCGCCUCCCAUGACCAUCCCACAAAAGCCAUCUGCCCCCAGUCUCAAACAGCAGGCCCCGAUAACUGUCUCAACCGCACAAAAAUACCCUCCUCCAGAGAAUGCCAAUCGACAUUAUUCCCCUCGACGACCCCCGAAGAACAUGGAGGAGAUCAUGCGACACAUCCAGUCCGAUUGGAAAGAUCUAGAUAGUGACGAGUGCAUACCCGUCAAGAUCGCGCUCAAGCUCAUGGACCCCAGCUCUCUGGGACUGGCUGAUAAAGAGGGCGAUUUCGCGGAUACACACGUCGAUCUGCAGAAGAGCUUGAAGACGGUGGUCAAUGAACAUUACACCGAUUUCAACAGCGCUGUGGGUACCUACCACAAGAUUCAGAAUGCCAUCCGAGAGAGUCAGAGUCGAGUGAGGAUGCUCAAGACUGGUCUGAUGAACGUAAAGGGUUCCAUGUUGACCACUCGACCCGAAUUGAGAAUACUGGCUGAGCAAAGUGGAGAGCUCGACGACAUGGUCGUUAUGCUGAGCAAUAUCGAGGCUCUGAAAAUGAUCCCGACGAAGCUGGAAGAGAAGAUCAGCGAGAAGAAAUUCCUCGGAGCCGUCGACUUACUCAUGGAGAGUCUCAAGGGCAUCACCAAGAGCGACUACGAUGGUAUCGGUGCAAUAUCAGAUCUUAGGAACUAUUUCACCAACCAGGAAGGCACGUUGCUGGAUAUUUUGGUCGAAGAACUCCACGACCAUCUGUAUCUGAGAAGUCCUUACUGUAAGGACCGUUGGAAAGGAAAGAGCUCAACGGGUGAAGAACGAGAUCCCAAAGAUCAUCUCUUGGGUACUGGCGUCAAUCCGUGGGAUCGGCCAUUCAAUCAUUACCUGAAUAAUGCCGAACUCUCCGUCCCCAUGGUGGAAGAUGCCUCCAAGAACCCCGAAGCCGACACUUUCUACUACAUUCACAUGAUUGUGGAAUCUUUGAACAAACUGGGUCAACUAGGCGAAGCCAUCUCAAGAAUCGAACAACGUAUGCCAAUGGAACUCUACAAGGUGGUUGAAAAGACGAACCACGAUAUUGAUGCGAAGUACCCAUCCCAUGUACGGGGUCAAACGGCAAAGGGUGGCAGGAAAGUCUUGUCCCUACAAGCCGAUGACAGUAGAAAUCAAGUCCUGUCAGAUUUCCUCUGGACGUUAUAUUCGAAAUUCGAGGCCAUCGCCGAAUCUCAUCGUGUCUUGCACGAGGUCGUAGGUGGCGUCGUCGUCAGAGAAAAACUCCCCAAGCCGGAGCGCUAUAUCGGUGGCUUCAAGGAGUUGUGGAAGUUAUAUCAGAUGGAGAUGCGAUCGUUGUUGCACGAUUAUCUGGCGACUAGUGGCGACAUGACUCUGCGGUCUGGUCUGACUACCGCCAGCAGCACUGAUAUCUUCUCCCGGUCGCAGCGUGACAAGAACAAAAAGAUGUUCAAACUCUCCGAGAUGGAUCAGAAAUCAGAGGCGAUGAAGGCGGAGGAAGACGAGUUGGAUGAAAUUCUCAAAAGCUCGGUUCCUGGCCUGGUGAGCAAAUCUAGAGCGAGGACUGGAGCAGAAAUCACUUCCGACCGAAAUGGUCAAGACAGUACUGCGGCCGGUCAUAAGUUGUUGGUUGAACCCGGUGUCUUCAACAUGACCGUGUUGUUGGCUCCAUCGUUGACCUUUUUACAACGGCUCAAGGAUGUUGUUCCCGCCACUUCGAAUAUUCCAAUGAGUACUUUGACCUCCUUCCUCGAUGAUUUCCUGAUCAAUGUCUUCCAUCCUCAACUUGAAGACGCCGUGACGGAACUAUGCACGCACUGCAUGAUCGAUUUGGAAGCCUUCUCCGAAGAUAGUCAGUGGUCCAGACAUUCACCACACCCUAUCUUCAAGGGUACCAUUGCCUUCCUAGGCUUGAUCCGCGCUUUCUCAGGCAUGCUGAGUGCCAUCCCACAAGACCAGAUCUUCACCCAACUUAUCAUCAGCCAGCUCGUUACCUAUUACGACAAAUGCUUUGGCUACUACAAGUCUUUAGUCAGCCGGGUUGCACCCUCAAAUUCCAAUCCAAACAUCAACACCCUGACUCUGAAAGCAGCAGCAUCAUGGGCAGAAUCAGGUGAUAUACAUGACGUUGCUGUUGAGGUACUGAAAUACGACAAGAGUACCAGUGAUGGCCCACUACUGCCGGAACUGAUCAGCAAAGAAGUCCUGGCACUCCUGGCAGCCACCAAAGCCAAACCUCUUUCAUCUUACGACAUCAUCUCUGACCCCAAAUCUGUUCACCAACUUUCGCUUCUGUACAACAGUAUGCAAUGGCUCUCUUCAGCGCUGACACAGCUUCGCCAUGUUGAUGCCACAGCAUCUCACGGACAUGCUCGAUCAGCAUCUCAAAGCAGAAACCCUCGUCGUUGGACAUUAGUAGCCAGUCUCCGCUCACCAACGAAUAUCCCAACCCAUCCCGGCGCAGUUAUUCCCGUCCAUCUACCUCUGACAUCCGAAACCGCCAUCCCCUUCGACAACACCCUCUCCUCAUUCCGCACGCUUGCCCAAACCACACUGCUGACUCUCCAUAUCGACAUUCGUUGUGGCAUAAUCCACCAACUAGGCCGCACUCUCCGCGGCCCAGAAGUUACAAGCUCAAUCUCCCCAUCCGACAACAGGGACUCCUCCGCCAUCCCGAACCUCGACUCAGGGCUGUAUCCAUAUGUGCUGAGCUCGCCACCCAGCUCCGCCUCCCCGCUCGUCCUCGAACUCAACAACGACCUAAUCUCCUUCGACAGCAAUAUCGCAAGCUACCUCGGCGGCAAGGAACAGAACUUCAUCCUCUCAGGCCUUGCCAAGCUCGUGGACCGCUACCUCGUCGCGACCGCCGACUCGAUCGGCGUCAUGAACACCAACGGUGCCGAACGCAUCCGCAUCGACGCCAUGGUCAUCCAGCAGAACCUGCGCGCCAUCCUCGCGACGACGGCGCAGUCGAACCGCCAAAGCCUACUCGAGCGAACCCAAAACACCAAUGGCCCUGCUACGUCAGACGUCGGCACCGGCCUCGGCAUCAUCUCACAAACCCCACAGUCAUCAUUUACCUCGACCGAAGACACCGACCUCGACGCCGGCGCUCUCACCUCCUCGUCCCGCUACUUCGACCUGUUUCUCAGCGGCCCAGAUUCCGUCAUCCAGUACAUCAAGGACACGAAAUCCCAGGGCCAGACCGGCGACAAAGCGCACGACGUCGGCUAUACAUACGACGAGCUCCGCACGCUGAUCGAGCUGUGGUUCAGCACGAAACUCCGCGGCGAGGACCGCGGGGAGAGCAUCAAGGCGCGGAAACGCAUGCAGGAGGUCCUGCUGCAGUUGGGCGAGGUCAUGUGGGAUUCGUGA